AUGAUGAAAAGUGGCGCAUAUGCAAACAAAAACGAAGAAGCCGUUACUGUGCUGUGGAUAACAACGGUAAUAAUUUAUCUUCUGCUAAUGCAGGUUGCAUAUCUGAUUAAUAAAAAUCUGUACACAUGGUCUGCGGUUAUGCAAGCAAAACAUCUGAAAAUGCUCCGUGACCGAGAAUAUGUUCUACUCCGAGCAUACAAUCGAGAACUGCAGUUCAGUAGGCUAAUGCAGGAAAUAGUGGAAGAUGAAGAACAUCCUGGUGAGCCAACUGUUGAAUAAAAUGCAGUCUGGUUUUACUGCCUAGAGAUGUGCUACGCUUUAUGACAUCCAAUAAAAACUCUAAUCAACGGAAGUGACAACCAUCUGACGCAGAUUUACU
Molecule: messenger RNA, 379 nt
Organism: Loa loa (African eye worm)
Lineage: Eukaryota; Metazoa; Nematoda; Chromadorea; Rhabditida; Onchocercidae
Exons: 1
Coding region: 1-279 (92 amino acids)
Source: RefSeq, a predicted model, not a curated record